CCAAAUCUCCUUUGAACCACACAAAAAACACAAACAUAAUGCAAAACCAAAACCCUAUAGUCAUUAUUGUAGGAGCUGGUCCCUCCGGCCUGGCCACCGCCGCCUGCCUCCGCCGCCACUCAAUCCCCUACAUCCUCCUUGAAAGAGAAGAUUGCUAUGCCUCUCUUUGGAAAAAAUACUCCUACAACUGUCUAAAACUCCACUUGGGUAAGCAAUUUUGUGAACUCCCCUUCAUGCCAUUCCCUCCCUCUUAUCCCACUUUUGUCCCAAAAGAUGAUUUCAUCAAAUACUUGGAUGACUAUGUUUCUCACUUUGGGAUUAGUCCUUUGUACCAAAGAUUUGUGGAGUCGGCAUGUUAUGAUGAAGUGGGUAAGAAAUGGAUUGUUAAGGCAAAUAAUGGGAGUUCUUGUGAAAUUGAGGAGUAUUCUGCUAAGUAUUUGGUUGUGGCUAGUGGUGAAGCUACCAACCCUUUUGUGCCAGAAAUUGAAGGCUUGAGUGGGUUCAAUGGUGAGGUUCUUCACUCUACUAAGUUUAAGGAUGGGAAAGCUUAUAAGGACAAGAAUGUUUUGGUUGUUGGUAGUGGAAAUUCUGGCAUGGAAAUUGGUCUUCAUCUUGCAAAUCAUGGUGCCAAGACCUCCAUUGUUGUUCGCAGCCCGGUUCACAUAUUGUCAAGGGAGAUGGUUUACUUGGCGUUAAUCAUGCUGAAGUAUGUUUCACUUGGGGUGGUGGACAAGUUGAUGGUGAUUCUCAGCAAGCUUGUCUAUGGUGACAUGGACCAGUAUGGGAUAACUAGGCCCACAGAGGGCCCAUUCUUCAUGAAAGUCGCAUAUGGGAAGUACCCAGUCUUUGAUGUGGGUACCUGCAGAAAAAUCAAGUCUGGGGAAAUUCAGGUUUUGCCGACACCGACAAGCAUUAAUGGGAAUGAAGUGCUUUUUGGGAACGGCAAGUCGUAUGCAUUUGACACAAUUGUGUUUUGUACUGGAUUCAAGAGAUCAACCAAUAAGUGGCUUAAGGGAGAUGAUUACUUGCUGAAUGAAGAUGGGAUUCCAAAGCCAAGUUAUCCUAAUCACUGGAAGGGAAAGAAUGGCUUAUACUGUGUGGGACUUUCAAGGAGAGGAUUGUAUGGUCUUAAUGCUGAUGCACAAAACAUAGCAAACGAUAUUAACUCCCUUUUGCAAUAUGAAAACAAAGAGGUAUCAGUUUGAAGAUUUGAAAUAUAAACUACAAUUUUUAGUAGUUGUCUAGGCAGACUCUUGGCAGAGAGUACAGGGCAGCAGCCUUUGUGAUCUUGGGUUGAUGCAUAAAAGUGUUUUAAAUGAAUUCAUAUAGCUAUAUAUAUAUACAUACAUGUGUGUGUCAUGAACUGCA
Tripterygium wilfordii is the source of this 1368-nucleotide messenger RNA. RefSeq names its product probable indole-3-pyruvate monooxygenase YUCCA10. The transcript has 4 exons. The record is from RefSeq and is a predicted model, not a curated record. Lineage: Eukaryota; Viridiplantae; Streptophyta; Magnoliopsida; Celastrales; Celastraceae. Bases 39 to 1205 code for a protein of 388 amino acids. Gene Ontology annotation, molecular function: monooxygenase activity; flavin adenine dinucleotide binding; NADP binding.